Oncorhynchus masou masou (cherry salmon) is the source of this 1136-nucleotide messenger RNA. RefSeq names its product triple QxxK/R motif containing (gene triqk). The transcript has 4 exons. The record is from RefSeq and is a predicted model, not a curated record. Lineage: Eukaryota; Metazoa; Chordata; Actinopteri; Salmoniformes; Salmonidae. Gene Ontology annotation, cellular component: endoplasmic reticulum membrane. The coding region runs from base 179 to 433 and encodes 84 amino acids.
UACCAGGAAAUGAUAAUUGGGGUGAAGUGAUGUGUUGGCAUGUUAGGGAGAAUUUGGUAGAAAAUACAGCAAAUCUGUCAAUUAUCUGUUACAUGUUUGCAGACUGCAGACAGACAACCUGAGAAUGCAGAAUUACCUUGAAUAAGCAACAAUAUUUCGAGUUACUGAGUAGGUGAGGAUGGGGAGGAAGGAUGCAUGCGCUACGAUGGCCCCAGUCGACCAGUACCGGAAACAGAUCGGUAAACAAGACUACAAGAAGACCAAGUCAGCUCUGAAGUUGACGAAGUUGAGGGCUGAGGCAAAGAAGAGUGCUCCUGGAAUAAGGGAUGCUCUCCUGGUCAUCUUAGCCAUCCUGGUGUUCAUGCUCUGUGCGUAUGCGUUCUUCUACCUCAACCUGAGCACUGAACUGGACAUGGACCUGGAUGUGGACUAAAGCAGGAGAGGACAACUUCACCUUGGGCUCGGGGUCUUGCUGGGCUAUUGUCAGGCUCUGUCAACGUGGCUCAUUGACUCAUCUGGAUGCAAAUUUGACUCAAGAUUUUUUUUUUGUCUGAUUUCCGUUUCAUUUUUUUCCUCAUUCCUGUUUUCUCCAUUUUGUUUUCAUUGUAUAUUUUGUGUGGUUUUUUUUUUAGGCUUUUGUUCUCAAAAUCACACUUUUAUCGAACAUUAAUUUUUAGUUGUGGUCGAUGCUUAAACCACGUCAGGAGACCACUUGAGGUCUGGGAAAAAUAAACAAAUAUAUAAUUUUCGAUGCAAGCGCACACCAGCAAUAGACUGUUUGAUAAGCGAUGAUACUGCAGCGUUCAUGUGAUGGCAGAGUUUGCAAAAUAAUUGGCCACUGUAUUGUCGUGAUUAUCAUUCUGCCAGUUAGGCAUAGUCUACUUUUUGUAGUUAACAUUUAAUUGAUAAGUUGUUGUUUUUUUUUUGGGGGGGGGGGGCUUUAUCAUCUACCAAGAAGACUGUUGACAUUAGCAUCAUCUCUAACAGCUACACAGAGACAAAUGCGCGAACACAGACAGGGCAGUCCUGUUGCCUCUUCAGAAAUAUGAAUCACUGAUGCGUUUUUAUUUCAUGUCUUUAUAUUAAUGAAUAUUAAUGAAUGUUAUAAGUUCAAUAAAUUUUGUAAUAUUGUUGAA